Messenger RNA from Prunus avium (sweet cherry), 1371 nucleotides. Its product is annotated as GDSL esterase/lipase At4g16230-like. Lineage: Eukaryota; Viridiplantae; Streptophyta; Magnoliopsida; Rosales; Rosaceae. The record is from RefSeq and is a predicted model, not a curated record. Gene Ontology annotation, molecular function: hydrolase activity, acting on ester bonds.
UCUUGUAAUUAAUGGGGAUAAUUAUAUUCCAAAUUUUUGUAGUUUACUUGUUUUUGUUGGUUAGCUGCUCCGCCCAAAAUAAUGUUCCUGCCGUUUUCACUUUUGGCGAUUCCUUGGUUGACGUGGGGAACAACAACAACCUUCGAACUCUAGCUAAGGCAAAUUUUCUCCCUCAUGGACUUGAUUUUUGGAAUAACCCAACAGGACGAUUUUCAAAUGGGAGAACAGUUAUUGACAUUAUUCAACAAGAAGUGGGUUUGAAAUUUUUUACUCCACCUUACUUGGCUCCAACUGCUGCUGGAGACAAUCUUCUACAAGGUGUCAAUUAUGCUUCCGCUGGCUCUGGAAUUUCCAAUUUAACUGGAUUUUUCUAUGGUGAUCGAAUCAAUUUUGACACGCAAAUCAGUAACCAUGGGAAAACUGCACUAGCUAUCAUAUCGAGGAUCGGCAUUCCAGCAGCUCAGAAAUUGUUAAGAAAAGCAAUUUAUGUGGUUGUAAUUGGCUCUAACGACAUAAUGUUCAAGGAGUUUGAACACACUGCCAUGUCAGAAGAAGCUUAUGUGGAUUUCUUGAUUUCAAGACUCAAAUUAGCACUUACGAGACUCUACAACUUGGAUGCUAGAAAGAUUAUGGUGAGCAACGCUCCACUUGUUGGGUGUAUCCCAUUUGAGAAAGCCAUACAUCCAGUUGAGAAGGGAAGUUGUGCUCGUAUACUAAAUAAGAUGGCCCAGAUAUACAACAAGAAGUUGAAGAGCAUGCUUGCAGAGCUUAACAAAGAGCUUCAAGGGGCAAAGUUUGUUUACGCAGAUAUUUAUCGAAUUUUGCAAGAUCUCACCCAAAAUUAUGCGUCAUAUGGAUUUGAGGUUGCAACUUCUGGAUGCUGCGCAUUUGCCGGGAGCCGAGGGGGAAUGGUACCCUGCAAUCCUUUAUCUAAAGUUUGUCCCAACAGAUCAAAGUAUGUAUUCUGGGAUCCAUUUCACUUGACGGAUGCUGCUUGUGUUGUUGCAACAAGGCAUAUUAUGGAUGGUGACUUAACUUAUAUGUCACCUAUGAAUUUGAGACAGCUUGUGCAAUCUUGAGCUAGCAAUCUAUGAACCCGAAAUGAGCUGAAUAUGAUGUAGGACGACCCUGUUUGUAAUUCAAAAAAAGCAAGAUGGUUCAUUAAUAUUGAUGAAAUAAAUGAUGGAAUCCAAGCUGCAUGUGAGUGGGUUUUGAAGAAUUUCAAGCCUUGUUGCGCUGUGUCAUCUAGGCCCAGGAUGAUUAAUUCCAGUGUAGUUCUGUUUUGUUGGUCUUCCACCUCCGAAAUAAUUAUUGGUUCUCAGUCUUUAAACCUAUAUAUCAAACUUUGCUAUGAAUAUUUAAUGGACUUUC